GCCUGGGACCGACCGCAGGUCUGCAGGGACCGCGCCGAGCCGCCCCUCCCUCCGGCGUGCAGCCAUGGCGCGGAAGUCGAACCUGCGUCUGCUUCUUGUGCCGUUUCUGCUCGGCCCGGCGCUGCCUGGAGGACAUUAGUGUCUGGAGGCUCUACCCUGGACGCAGUGGAGAGUGGCUGUGCUGUGUGUGAGAGGGAGCAGUGUGAUGGCACUGUGGGAUUUGGAGGGAGUCCUGAUGAGUCCAGAGAAACCACGCUGGAUGCCAUGAUCAUGGAUGGCACUACUAUGGAUGUCGGAGCAGUCGGAGAUCUUAGACGAAUUAAAAACGCUAUUGGUGUGGCUCGAAAAGUACUGGAAUACACAACACACACACUUUUAGCAGGAGAGUCAGCCACUAAGUUCGCUGAAAGUAUGGGCUUUAUCAAUGAAGAUUUAUCUACCAAUACUUCUCAAGCUCUUCAUGCAGCUUGGCUUGCUCGGAAUUGCCAGCCAAAUUAUUGGAGGAAUGUUAUUCCAGAUGCUUCAAAAUACUGUGGACCGUACAAACCCAAACCGCCUAGUAUCUUAAAACAAGAUUAUCCUGCCUGUAAAGGAACGGGAGAUAAUUAUGGUCAUGAUACUAUUGGCAUGAUUGUAAUCCAUAAGACAGGACAUACUGCUGCUGGCACAUCUACAAAUGGUAUAAAAUUCAAAAUACCUGGCCGUAUAGGAGAUUCGCCAAUACCUGGAUCUGGAGCCUAUGCUGAUGAUGCCGCAGGAGCAGCAGCAGCCACCGGGGAUGGUGAUACACUGAUGCGCUUCCUACCAAGCUACCAAGCUGUAGAAUAUAUGAGAAGAGGAGAAGAUCCAACCAUAGCUUGCCAAAAAGUGAUUUCAAGAAUUCAGAAGUAUUUUCCAAAUUUCUUCGGGGCUAUUAUUUGCGCCAAUGUGACUGGAAGCUACGGUGCUGCUUGCAAUAAACUUCCAACAUUUACCAAGUUCAGUUUCAUGGUCUAUAAUUCUCUAAAAAAUCAGCCAACUGAGGAAAAAGUAGACUGCAUCUAAUCCAUCUUUUCUGUCGACAUCUGUUUAAAGAAGGAAACAAAGGCUGAAAAGGUUACUCAUCAUACAGUGUGCCUCGUGUAUUUUGAAGUCCUUGUGUAAUAUAAGCACAAAAAUAAAUUUAUGCCAAAGUGGCAUUUUUCA
Trichechus manatus latirostris (Florida manatee) is the source of this 1185-nucleotide messenger RNA. It is a transcript of the gene AGA, whose product is annotated as aspartylglucosaminidase. NCBI's taxonomy places the organism in Eukaryota, Metazoa, Chordata, Mammalia, Sirenia, Trichechidae. Gene Ontology annotation, cellular component: cytoplasm; lysosome. Gene Ontology annotation, molecular function: asparaginase activity; beta-aspartyl-peptidase activity; N4-(beta-N-acetylglucosaminyl)-L-asparaginase activity. The transcript is spliced from 9 exons. The coding region runs from base 265 to 1044 and encodes 259 amino acids. The record is from RefSeq and is a predicted model, not a curated record. Gene Ontology annotation, biological process: protein deglycosylation.